CAUUUCUCUCUUCAGCAUGGAUUCAGUAAACACUUCUAGGUGCGAUAAAGAGAGCAUAUGCAACCACCGUCUCAACGGUACAGACUUCGUUCAGAAACUCCGAGUCCUUCUCCUGCUCUCCCAGAGAUUCCACCAGCGGAACUUGAUCUCACUUUUUCCUUUGACACGAUCAUGGGUUGUCCAGAAAUUUCAGAACCACAGGCCGAGAAAGUCCAGAAGCGAGCUAGUAACGUGAUGAAGUUGAAAGAAAAGCUUAGAGCCAUGACUGCUCGCUUAGAAGCUGCUGAACGCAAACGUCAGGAGUUAGCUAGCAGAAUUCCGAAUCAACAACAGAACAAUACGGCACAAUCCAAUAGGUCAUAGAAUUCGUCUCUCUUUCAUUCAUUCUGCAUAUGCUGGCAAGACCAGGACUCCAAUACUCAGUUUAACCCCUCAUUUCUUCCCACAUCGUUGCUCUCCUUACCCUGUCGUUGUUAUAAGCAUUAUUUAGACAUACUAUCCGAUUUACAUCCGAUGAGGUACACGAAACGUGCAUGCCACCACGCUUUAUGGUCCGAGUUUACAAUGGGACCACGGUCGUGCACAUAC
Suillus plorans is the source of this 588-nucleotide messenger RNA. RefSeq lists its product as uncharacterized. Bases 58 to 363 code for a protein of 101 amino acids. The transcript is spliced from 3 exons. NCBI's taxonomy places the organism in Eukaryota, Fungi, Basidiomycota, Agaricomycetes, Boletales, Suillaceae. The record is from RefSeq and is a predicted model, not a curated record.